CAGGAGCCAUUGUUAAGUGUUGGAUAUAUUUACACGCUGUUAAAUGAAGUACUCUGCCAAGUGUAUAAACACACUCUGAACACACAAGAAAUGGAAGUUGUGGUUGGACUGAUGAUAAUGCUACUGGGAGUAUCUCAUGGUGUGGAAACUUACUGUGAUGGCAGACAGGAUGGAGCUCAGUGUUAUGGAGCUUUGGGGGGAACUGUGGACAUCCAGCUGAUGGACAGCACCUCAGAAAUACCUAGAUAUGAACUGUUAAAGAAUUCAUUAAAAAUACUAUAUGUGAGAAAUAAUACAGUUCUUUCUAAUAUAAUACAAAGUAGGUCUCUUUUUAUUCCUAGUAAUGGAAGAUUUAGGAUCAAUAACUUGAGCAGGAAUGAUAGUGGUAAAUAUACACUUAUAACCUUUGAUUUAGAUGGAAAAGUAUCAAGCAAGCGGUCUUUACAGUUGUUCAUUCAAGCUCCUGUGUCCUCUGUCCUGCUGGUCUCUGAGUGUCUGUCCCAGGGAGAGAUGAGGGUGUCCUGCUCCUCUGAGGGAGGGGACAGUCCUCAGUACAGCUGGACUCUGGAUGGACGCACACUGACAGAUGCUGAGCUCCUUUCUGUAAAUAACAAGACUAACAACAUCACUCUGAAACAGCACGUCUCAGGACAUCUGGUCUGCUCAGUCAGGAACAACGUCAGUAAUGUCUCCAAAGAAGAGAGAAUAUCUACAUGUGGCUUCAGUUUCAUAAACUGCACCUUAAUCAAUGGGACACAGAUAUCAGGGUGGGUGUAUGAAGCCAACAACACCCUGUGUAUUAAACCAACAAUCACAACUAGAGGCAGUACUGUGGGUGAUGAGACUGGAGUAGUGUCAGUUAAAAACAGUAUAACACCCUUUAAUCAAACUGCCUGCAGUGAUGGCACAUGGCACAAUAAUAAGUCUUUGCUUAUGUGUGGUUUGAGAGCAGUUGUGGUCAUUCUCUUGUUAGUUGGGAUUUACAUCUACUUCGCUUGGAGGAAAAAGAAACAUGACAAAGCUGAAGUCUCUGCUGUCCCACAAACGAGAGGAGAUCCAGAGGACUCUGUUCUGAUGAUUGAAAUGAGUUCUGCAACUUACGCCAACACCUAGUUUCACCUUUAAAUUACUGAAAUCUGACAAAACAACACAUUUUUUGUUUUUAUUCUUCACAACAUAUGUUUCUCUUUAACAGCUCAUAGUGACUUUUUUGUGUGUGGAAGCUUUGAUUACAAAAGGUUGUGACUUUAAUCUGAACUACUUUUUUACUUAAGGUGAAAUUAGUCAAGUAAAUUCUUAAACUGAAAAAUCUGAAAAAUUUAAUGUCACCAAGCUGGAAGCAAGGGUUAUUGUCUUAGAAGAUUCAGGCAAUUUGGGGUUUUUUUGUUUUGUUUUGUUUUGUUUUGUUUUAUUUCAAAUUGACUUGAUAGGUAUCUGUACUUCUUAAAUGUUAAUUUCGAAAAGCAUGUGUUUUUUAUGUUUGUUUGUUAAGUUUUAGACCAUUGCACCAUCAUCUAUUUAUCUCAUAUGGUUCUAAUUACACAUUACAAAACUGUUGUUGCCAUUGUGACAAACAAUAAUUGUAUAAAGCCUGUAAUAAGAUUAAAAGCAGGAGCUUUAAUUUAA
This is a messenger RNA of Oreochromis aureus, 1626 nucleotides long. Its product is annotated as T-cell surface antigen CD2-like. Bases 91 to 1113 code for a protein of 340 amino acids. The record is from RefSeq and is a predicted model, not a curated record. Lineage: Eukaryota; Metazoa; Chordata; Actinopteri; Cichliformes; Cichlidae. The transcript is spliced from 5 exons.